This is a messenger RNA of Striga asiatica, 810 nucleotides long. The record is from the annotation of a GenBank genome assembly. NCBI's taxonomy places the organism in Eukaryota, Viridiplantae, Streptophyta, Magnoliopsida, Lamiales, Orobanchaceae.
AUUAUAGAAAUUAAUAUUUGACCUGUGUAAAAAUCUCAUAAACACAAAAAAAAGCCCGACGCGAGAACCAAAUCCGAGCUCGUAGUCGUCGAUAUGGAUACAGACGCUGUGUCGAAGGCGUUCGUCGCCCACUACUACACGACGUUCGAUUCCAAUCGGGCCGGGCUUGCAAAUCUGUACCAGGAGGGUUCGAUGCUGACCUUCGAGGGCGAGAAGAUCAUGGGAGCCCAGAACAUCGUCGCCAAGCUCACCGGCUUGCCCUUUCAGCAGUGCCACCACCAGAUCACCACCAUCGACUGCCAGCCGUCGGGACCCGCCGGCGGCGUGCUUGUUUUCGUGUCCGGUAACCUCCAGCUCGCUGGCGAGCAACAUGCCCUAAAGUUCAGCCAGAUGUUUCAUUUGAUGCCACAUCAAGGAAGCCUAUAUGUGCUAAAUGACAUUUUCCGCCUCAAUUAUGCAUGAGCGAGCUGGAACUCUAUUGGGCUGUUGAUUAAAAUCCCGGGCCUUUGACCUUGUUUUUCAAAUUAUUGUGUCAGGUUUCUAAAAGAAGUGUUUAGAUUCAUCUGAUUGGCUGUUUGUGUAUUCUUUUCGCAUAUUAUUGUGAAGAUUGAAGACAAAUUCUCUCAGUCGAGAUGGAAUCAUUUUGAUUGCAUGAACUCUCAAGUCUGUAUGGAUGGUUAAAUUGAAAGAAUUUGUAAUGUACAGCAUUUCGUUCAAUUUAUAUGAAGCUGCGGUCUUAUGUUUCUACAGUUGAUUAACUUUUUGGUUAGGGCAAAUUGAUUCAAUGCUAAAAAUGAGGUCUUUGUGUUG